Lathyrus oleraceus (garden pea) is the source of this 816-nucleotide messenger RNA. RefSeq lists its product as uncharacterized. The record is from RefSeq and is a predicted model, not a curated record. The transcript is spliced from 2 exons. The annotation marks the transcript as partial. NCBI's taxonomy places the organism in Eukaryota, Viridiplantae, Streptophyta, Magnoliopsida, Fabales, Fabaceae.
CUUCAACCUAAAUUUCAUUAUUUCUUUGCAAUUGCAAACGUGAAAACUAUUAUUCCAAUCACGUUAGAUAACUAUUCUAGUCUUUAUAUCUCUUGGUCUACCCUGUUUCAGAUUCAAGCGCGUGUCCGCAACGUCCUUGAUCAUAUUAUCCCUUACAUUGAUGUGGCAACCCAACAAGAAGUCGCACAAACAAAGACCAAUGAUCCAAACCUCUGGAAUCGUCUCGACGCUAUUGUUUUAUUUGUUGCUAUGUUUCAUGAUAACAAGCAUUUGAGAGCAGUCCACCUCGAACAUCAACUCACCAACACGCACUUAGAAGAUUUCCCGUCGACAAAAGCAUAUUACAAUCGCCUCAAACUCCUCGCAGAUCAACUCGCAAAUGUUGAUUCUCUUGUCAACAACACUCGUCUUGUGUUGAAGAUGAUUUCUGGACUGACAAAUUCAUAUGUAGGAUUUGUCACUUACAUUCAGCAACAUGAUUCAUUACCAACCUUUGAAACGGCAAAAUCGCGAUCGGAAUUAGAAGAACCGACGAUGGCCCAACGUACUCCAAGAGAAUCUAGUGAUAUCCCAUCUUCGACAACCCUACUCGUGAAAACCCCAACAUCAGACAACUCCUCCACCUCUCCCGACGUGAUUUCCGCUCGAAAUUUGACCGCACACAAUGGAAAUCGCGGUAGCAACAACAACAGAGGAAGAAACGACAACCGACGUAAAGGCCGAAGCUCCAACAGAGGAGGACAUAACAACCACGGAGGCACACAAUUCAAUAGUGGUGGUGGACGCGGUGGCCCCAGCUCGGGGUGGCAGCAGUAA